AUGACUGGACUAGCCGGCCCAGCUCUGCUGUGCAUGUGCAUUCUCCGCCAACCCGGCUGCCAGCAAGGCUACAGAAGCUUUUUCUGUUUCCCAAGCAUCCAUCUUCGCGGUGGAGGUUUGACGCUUCCCUGGAAGUCCAGAACUCCCACCAAUGCUGACUUAUGUGAGCUCUUCCCGGAAGUGUGCAGUCCUGAAGACAGGCUGGGCAGCCAGUGGCCUGGGGAUUUUGGAGUGAUCGCUAAUGAGUCAGUUGGAGUGUCUGAGGAAAUUUGCCAGUGCAUCCUGGCUGAGACUCAGCAUUUCUCAGCAGAACCCAUUGAGAAGAAGAAAGAGAACAACAUGAAGAGGAAGAAGGAGCAGUUAAAGGAGCGCCUCAGUGCCUGGGACUCUCCCCAUGGCCUCGUUGGUUUACACAACAUUGGCCAGACAUGCUGUCUUAACUCUCUGAUUCAGGUAUUAAUUAUGAAUGUGGGCUUCACCAAGAUAUUGAAGAGGAUAAAAGUACCAAGUGGAACAGAAGAGCAGAGUAGAAGUGUCCCCUUCCAGUUGCUUUUACUACUGGAGAAGAUGCAGGACAGCCGGCAGAAAGCAGUGCAACCUAUGGAGCUUGCCUACUGUCUCCAGAAGUACAAUGUUCCAAUGUUUGUCCAGCAUGAUGCUGCUCAACUCUACCUCACGGUCUGGAACCUAAUUAAGGACCAAAUCACAGAUGUGGACCUGGUAGAGAGGCUGCAGGCCCUGUAUACAAUCCGGGUGAAGGAGUCCUUGGUUUGCCUUGAAUGUACUGUGGAAAGGAGCAGAAACAGUAGCAUGUUGACCCUCCCCCUUCCUCUUUUUGAUAUGGACUCAAAACCUCUGAAAACACUGGAGGAUGCCCUUCGAUGUUUCUUCCAACCCAGGGAAUUAUCAGGCAAAAGCAAAUGUUUCUGUGAGAAAUGUGGGAAAAAGACUUGUGGGAAACAGGUCUUGAAGCUGACCCAUUUGCCCCAGACCUUGACAAUCCACCUCUUGCGGUUCUCCAUCAGGAAUUCUCAGACAGAAAAGAUUUGCCACUCACUCUAUUUCCCCCAGACCUUGGAUUUAAGUCAGGUCCUUGUGAUUGAAGAAGGCCUCUGUAAUGCUGAGGAACAGCUUGGAAGACAGUAUGAGCUCUUUGCUGUGAUUGCCCACGUGGGGGCAGCUGACUUUGGUCAUUACUGUGCCUAUAUCCAGAAUUCUGUGGAUGGAAAAUGGUUCUGCUUCAACGAUUCCAAUGUUUCUUGGGUAUCCUGGGAAGACAUCCAGUGUACUUAUGGAAAUCAUAACUACCGCUGGAGAGAAACUGCUUAUCUUCUGGUUUACAUGAAGACUGAGUCCUAAUGGACCUACCCUAAAACUUCAGAGACUGACAGAAUUUCAUUUUCCUCUCUAUCCCUGGAUCUGUUGACUCUUCCAUGAAAUUUUGCAGUGAGAAGAAGCCUCAUUUUCAAAUUGUGUAAAUUGUUUAUAAUAAGGGGUAAUUUAACAGUAACUUUGCAGGGGUCUUGAUCAGUCAGAAUAGAUACUUCCACCUCUAGACCUUUGGCCAUAUGGCUGGGGAAGAGAGUGCUCCUUGCUGUGGAAUAUAUUAAUUCUUUAGUUAGGGUAGUGUGGGAGUCCAGAUGCUCCUACGGGAGGAGAAACCAGGCCUACAAUGGCAGUGGGAGGCAUUCAGGGGGCAAGGGGCAAUGAUAGGGAGGUAUUUCAGUAUUUUACAGCUACUGUGACAGUACUGGUAUGUACUGGUAGAAUAUGAUUUUUGUUUAUAAUUUAAAACUAUUUUAGGGGGACCCUGGGUGG
This is a messenger RNA of Neogale vison (American mink), 1818 nucleotides long. RefSeq names its product ubiquitin specific peptidase 18 (gene USP18). Gene Ontology annotation, biological process: protein deubiquitination. The record is from RefSeq and is a predicted model, not a curated record. Gene Ontology annotation, cellular component: nucleus; cytosol. Gene Ontology annotation, molecular function: cysteine-type endopeptidase activity; cysteine-type deubiquitinase activity. Lineage: Eukaryota; Metazoa; Chordata; Mammalia; Carnivora; Mustelidae.